Molecule: messenger RNA, 1407 nt
Organism: Cyphellophora attinorum
Lineage: Eukaryota; Fungi; Ascomycota; Eurotiomycetes; Chaetothyriales; Cyphellophoraceae
Exons: 2
Coding region: 1-1407 (468 amino acids)
Cellular component (GO): cytosol; nucleus
Molecular function (GO): RNA 7-methylguanosine cap binding; mRNA binding
Source: RefSeq, a predicted model, not a curated record
AUGGCACUCACCAUGUCCAGCACCGCCGCGAUGGACGACAUCAUGGAUAUCGACAUUGACGUCGACCUCGGCGAAGAAGGCACCGCCAUGAACGAAGAGUUCGAACUCGAAGAGGGCGAAGAGCCGUCAUUCCAGCCCAGCAAUGCGCCUGUCACAGAGUCUACCACGAAUGUCAUACCAGCGAUAUACACUGAAGAUCCCAUGCUCGAGCCACAGUGGGAUCGAGUACAUAUCAGAGGUCUCGACGACAUGCAUACCACCGAGAUCGAAGCGUUCAUCCACGAUAACUUCCCAGAAGCAGAGGUUCGAGUCCAAUGGAUUGACGACACUUCCGCCAAUAUCGUCUUCAAGAGCAAAGAGCUAGCACGAGAAGGCCUGUCCAAGCUCACUAUGAACCCUAUCACGAUCGACGAAAUUAUAGCCUUACCACUCGAAUUGCGCACCGCAAAGGCCCUCUCCACCAGACCUAGCAGCAUGCUCACAGUCCGCAUCGCUCAAGUUGGCGAUCGGAAGAAGAAGAACGCUCGCGAGGCAAGUCGAUACUACCUCAUGAACCCCGAUCAAGACCCAGGAGAGCGCAUGCGGGGCGAGUUUGCCAACAACAGACCGAGAAGGCGCGAUAUUGGCGAGUAUGAGCGGCGGAGAUUUGAUGAUCGAGAGCAUCGGAGGAGACGGAGAGGCAACGACGAUACCAUGAAUGACUUCGCUGCGAGCAUGUAUGAUGAUGCGCCAGAGCCUAAUGCGCGUGGUCGGGACCUGUUCGCUGGUCGGUCACGGAGGCGGAGUGCUAGUCCUGGCCAGCGGAACAGUGACGAGAUCGAGCUCUCGGAUUCAGAAGAUGAUGGUAGACUCAAGAAGAGCAAAGGGUAUCGAGACCGAAGUGAUCGGCUCCCACCGUACACGAAGCGAGAUCCAGCACCAUUUCCGCGCACAAACUCCGGUAAAGAGCUCUUCGGCGUAUCAGAUCGUCCGGACGGCGGUCUUCAUUCCGAUCGCAUGGACACAGCGAAGCCAGCAGAGAGUCGUGAAGCAAAUGUUCAAGCAGCUAAGCGCAUGCGCGAUCACCUCAUGAGCGCCGCUCAGACGAGUCCUCGAGCCGGUCACCGCAGAAGCAGAGCUAUGGACGCCAAGAAUGCAGAGGAUCUAUCGGAACGCUUCGCUCGCAAGUCCUCACUUUCGAUGGACUCAACCAAGAGCGGUCCGGUGGAGCUCUUUCCUAGUAAUGGUCUCAGUAUCAAGGGUUCAGCGGGGCAGGGUAGUGGAGGAUUGAGUAUCAAGGGCAGGGCGGAAGUCAAAGAGCUGUUCCCGGAUCGGUACAGUGCGAACAAGAAUGCUGGAGUAGAGUUGUUCGAUCAGCCGAUUCGGGAGAGGAGGGUGAGGCGGACGGCGGGUGAUCUGUUCGAUUAG